UAAUUUGCGCCUUUGCCAGGGCUCUAACUCUGCACUCUUACCACACAACCAAAACGGAAAGCUUUUUAAAGCGCGAGCGGAAGUCGCGCGGGUUGGUAUAUUUGUUCUCUCUUUCUUCGGCCUUAGAAACUCAUCGGUCUUGGACCGCGUCAACUGACGGAUUUGGUCGCGUGCGUCUACCGAUGGAUCGACUAUGUUUCCGAUGGUCACUCAUGCACGCCCGAACCCGUAGAUUGUAAGAUGCGGAUAAUACGACACGCUCCUACGCAGGCGCGUCAUAAUUCCCCGGAGUCCCCCGGCGAGAUCAGAGCAGGCCAGGAGGUCAGUCGCCGGUCAAACAGUCCCAGGGGUGAUGCCUUACGGUCCUCUCUGUUGAUCGAGGAGCAAGAUGGACUCGGACUGUGUCUUGAGAGAGAAGCUAGUGCCUUCGCAAUCCUUUGACUCGAGCGUCGAUUUGUCGUCGUGAAGUCCCGACUGGAGUAUAUAAGGCCCACCACUCUGCCCACUCUCUCCAGAGCCCGAAGCUGCUCGUAGAUCUGAAUCUGCAAUUCAGCGCUUGACAUCAACUUCCUCUCACUAUCUCAAGUACCUUGGCGUCGAUACAGAAGUCGAUUCCAGUCAAGUCGCUGGAUUGCAGAUUUCGGCAUUUUUCUCUUCAGUCGCCGUUUUUCUCUUCUGCUUCAGUCCUGAAUUGUCGAAUUCAAGGAAUAAAGAUUUCUUCUGAACUCUUCGGUUUUGCACCUUGGACUAUUCUGUUCGUUCGAUUCACCGACAAACCAUCUGGGCUCAGGACGCCCGGUUGACUCGGCAAUGGCCAGGAAAGGAAGGGGCCGUUUUCUCGGCAAACAACUUGGUGGUAAGAAACUUGGUGACCCUCAAGAAGAGGAAGAGGAUGUGGCAAUGUCCGACGGCGACCAACAAGAGUCGCUUGGAGAUGAAUCGAUUAAGUGGCAGAGCAAAGAUUGGGAAUGGCCAGCCUACAACGAGUCCUACAACUCGGACGGUGAGGUAAUAGAGCGAACCAGACGGAAAUCGAUCGGCGAGGAGGGGGAGAAGGAACCCUUCGAGGUGAUCUACUGCAUCAUGAAGCGAAUACCGUGGCCGGAACUCGUGCUCGUAGAAGUGCACUCGCCUCAUCUCCGGAAGGUUCUGUUCAAAUGCUGGCCCUCGAAGCAGAGAUUGCUCGCAGACCAGACCUUCAGCUUCAAGGGAAAAGACCUCUAUCUCAAACUGGACCAACUCAAGGCACUGCUAGAUCCAAAGCUGGCGGAAUCGAAGUCCGACGAACCUCUAUCGGCCGAGAGAAGCGAGCAAGUGCAGCUCCGCCAUCUGAUCCGGUUUCUCGAGCUCGAGUACUCCACGGCCGGCAAGGAGCACGAGCGCAUGAAAGCACAAGGUCGGGUAUCGUUCGACAUGUUGUGGACUUUCCUCGUUCCCGGAGUGAACGUCGUCUUCCGAAGCCCAUACACGGAAGACGACAUGUGCGGCAAGGUGAAGAAAGCCGUCUACAGACUGAACUAUGACUGUCCCCGCAGAAUGUGCCUCGCCGUCAAGCUCGAGGUGUACAAGUACGAUUGCAAAUCCUUCGACAGCGAGACCGAUUGGUCCGAAGUCGUCAUGUAUGGCGGCGAGAAGCCCUUCGGCAGCCUGCCAAUUUAUCCCUUCGGCUCGACUGCAGAGUCUCCCGAGAGCUUGGAGAAGCGAUUUCUGGCCCAGGGUGAUGCUUAUGGGCACCUGGCCACUUCCGUCAAGCAUCGGUACAUGCAGUACAAGGGGGCCAUGUUCAGGCAGGUGGUGAAUCAAAAUGGCCAGACACGGGUUGCGAAAGACUACCUCGAUGCGGGGAAGGUGAUGGUGGACCUGUACAGCUAUUGCCUGCUCGAGGGCACUAACUCUCUGGACAGCCCCCAGCUGCCGGCCGAGGUCUCUGAUGGCACUAUCUCGACCGUGGACAUCUCGCAGGACCCGAAUCGCAUGUACUCGCCGGGCUUCGUGCACGGGUUCUCGUUCCGUGUCAAAAGGUGGGGCACCUUCUCCAUCAGCGGAUUCAGCGAAAUCGUCUUCGAUGAGGGCAGGUCGUGGAAUCAGCUCGUCAUGAACCCGGUUCUCAAGGAGGUGACCGAGCAUCUGGUGUCCGAGCAUCUGAAGAAGUCGAGGGAGGAGGCUAACAAUAGUUCUCAUCACCAGGGCAUCGACCCCAUCGCCAAUAAGGGCGAGGGGUGUGUGAUCAUCUGCUAUGGUCCUCCCGGCACGGGGAAGACUCUCACCGCCGAGUCUUUAGCCGAGAAGCUGCGAGCUCCUCUGUGGUCUCUCAGCGUUUCCGAGCUGGGCCUGACGCCGGAAAUUCUCGAGGAUAAGCUCGUGUCGAUUUUGGAGGUGGCCAACUCUUGGCACACCAUCCUCCUCCUGGACGAGGCUGAUGUGUACCUGGAGAAACGGACUGUCUCCUCGGAUCUCACUCGCAAUGCUAUGACCGGCUUGUUUCUGCGAUACCUCGAGUACUACAAGGGAGUUCUGCUGCUCACCACGAACCGCAUUCUCACAUUCGACGAUGCGUUCCGAUCCCGAAUCUCCGUGUUCUUGCGCUACCCCAAAUUGACCACGGAUCAACGGCAGAUCAUCUGGACCAACCUGCUGAAACGAGCGCAAUUGGAAGGGGACGAGAGUGGCGUCCAGAAGCUGGUGCAUGACAUGGCUGGUUUAGAAUUGAAUGGGCGAGAGAUUCGGAACGCCAUCCAAAAUGCACAAACCUUGGCCCGACACGUCAAGGAACCUCUAACUUCCAAGCAUGUGAUGAAUGCAACUGGGGUCAUGGUAUCAUCUCUCGCUUCUCUCCAAGACGACUGACACUCACGUGCAUGAAGACUGAAUUGUGUACUGUACCCGCAUUCCCCACUCUUGAAAUUGGCUCUCUUUCAUCGUCCAUUCCUCAAAGAGAAUCCAUCUAAGUUCGCUUCUCCGACACCCAGCGUCCAGUAUAUUCAUGCGCUCAUGGCACUGGAUGGCUCGAACCCCAAUUUUUCGUCAUAGUUCAGAAAGGAUAGUUGGACUGCUGGGAUCGAGCUAGACAGAAGCUAGCGCAGUCCUGAGAGCCCAGAAUUUCAGGUCCAAUAUUCGUGGGGGCGAAGGCCUGGUUUUCCUGGGGCUAGUACACAGGAAAUUUUGGUAGUGAUUCGGACCACCAGCAAAAGCUAGUGUCCUUCAGACCGGGUUCUUUUGUCUUUAGGUCUAAGGAGUUGAGAGAGCUCCGGAGCAUCUCGCAUCCUUCACUGGGUUUCCUGUAGAAAGUCCUUAAUGCAGGUUUAAGGUUUGAAGAUUCGGAGAGUUUUUGGAUUAACAUGUACCGAAAGAGAAUAUUUUUGAAGUGUUCGCUUGAUUCCACA
This is a messenger RNA of Marchantia polymorpha subsp. ruderalis, 3383 nucleotides long. The record is from the annotation of a GenBank genome assembly. NCBI's taxonomy places the organism in Eukaryota, Viridiplantae, Streptophyta, Marchantiopsida, Marchantiales, Marchantiaceae.